AUGGACUUGUCGCUGAAACUGACAUCAGUCAAACUACGUUCACAAACUGUCGAAAACAUUUUGAAUGACUCUGAUUGUGAUGCUGUAAUAACCCCAUGUGGAAGAGAUAAACCUAAUGAGAGUGGGGAUGAUCCAGAUUGGUUCCCAGGAUGGCCUGAGUACGGCAAUUACAACCAUCAGCCAAAUGAUGACGGUCUCAGCGAGCAAGAUUGUGUCGAAGCAAGGCGAAUGUUCGCCCUACCGCACGCCUCGCAUCGACUAGCCACUACCUUCAUGUGGAAUGACAGAGACUGUUCAACGCCCAAUUAUUUUGUCUGCGAGAGGUUGCAGAGUAAGGAUCCCUUAGAACAUUCCUGGUUACCCAACUGUAAUAGAACUGUGUUCUUAUCAAGAGACCAGCCAAAAUCUCUGGUAUCAAGUCCAGGGUUCCCUCGACAAUAUCCGGAUAAUGCAAACUGCGAUAUUGAUAUCACUGCCACACCCGGCUUCAGAAUAAUAUUGGAUUUUGAAGAACUGGUACUAGAAAAUGAAUCUUCGUGA
Molecule: messenger RNA, 540 nt
Organism: Phaedon cochleariae (mustard beetle)
Lineage: Eukaryota; Metazoa; Arthropoda; Insecta; Coleoptera; Chrysomelidae
Source: the annotation of a GenBank genome assembly